Molecule: messenger RNA, 666 nt
Organism: Jaculus jaculus (lesser Egyptian jerboa)
Lineage: Eukaryota; Metazoa; Chordata; Mammalia; Rodentia; Dipodidae
Gene: Izumo2
Product: IZUMO family member 2
Exons: 7
Coding region: 1-666 (221 amino acids)
Source: RefSeq, a predicted model, not a curated record
AUGUCUGUGGCCCUGGCCCUGCUGCUGCUCUCCGAGCUGGGUGCCCAGGCUAGCCUGGGCUGCCUGCAAUGCGACGCCUCGGUGCGGCAGGAGCUGGCCGAGCUACGCACUGCGGUCAUUCCGGCGCGCUUCCACACCGAGGAGCUGGGGGCGCGCGCGCAGGCCCUGCUGCUGGGCAUGGAGGGACCCUUCUUCAGGGACUACGCACUGAACUCCUUCGUGGGCAAAGUGGAGGUGAACCACCUGGAAAGCGUGGUGGCCUUUGUCAAGAACCAGACCCAGUAUAUAAAGGUUGAUUCUCUGAAAGAUGGGCCGCUGCUGGAAGAACUGGUGGACUUCAGGGAGCAAGUGACCAAGGAACUCAAGAAAGCGUUAACAUCUUAUGAGUCCAAAGCCUGCCAUCGCAAAAUUUGCCACUUGCUCAAAGAAGAGGUGUUGGACUGUUUAUAUUGCUACAGAAUCAGUUCCAAAUGCAUCAAAAGAAAGUACUGCUUUGUUGACGGGCAGCCCCGCAUGACUCUGAAGUUCCAGUCAGACAGUGGGUACCCGAAGAACCUGGUACUGGUGGGAACCAUCAUCUCCGUGGGAAUGGCUGUCUUUGCCUUCUUGGUCAUCCUAACUGCGGCUUGUACAUACAGGCAGAACCGAAAACUCCUGCUGAAGUAG